Molecule: messenger RNA, 432 nt
Organism: Kogia breviceps (pygmy sperm whale)
Lineage: Eukaryota; Metazoa; Chordata; Mammalia; Artiodactyla; Physeteridae
Source: RefSeq, a predicted model, not a curated record
AUGGAAGUGUGCAGACAACUCCGAGGCACCUGCAACAUAGGUCAAGCCUCUUACAAAAACCGGAAGCUGCCGGGAGUCUCGCGAGCCUUGAACGGCUGCGAGGUCGGCGCUAAAAACCGGGCGGCCGGAGUCCGACCGAGCAAGUGGGACGAGCUUGUGACCUGUGAGGAGGUGCACGCACCUCGCUGCAUCACCCACCGCAAGGACUGGCUGUCACUGCACCCAGGUAACCUGGAUGGGGAGGACCAGGCUACAGAGCGAACGGUGGAAGAUUUUCUGUUGGGCGUCUUCCCCGGCUGCCUCCCCGACCGGCUUAUUCUAAAGCACCAGGCCAACCAGGUGGAAAUCUGUGCCCUGGUCCUGAGGCAGCUGCCUGCGCACAGGUUCUACUUCCUUGUGGGCUACGGUGAGUCUCUGCUGUCCCACUUUUAA